This is a messenger RNA of Lontra canadensis (Northern American river otter), 1319 nucleotides long. It is a transcript of the gene ALKBH4, whose product is annotated as alkB homolog 4, lysine demethylase. The record is from RefSeq and is a predicted model, not a curated record. Bases 49 to 957 code for a protein of 302 amino acids. Gene Ontology annotation, molecular function: oxidoreductase activity; demethylase activity; actin binding. Gene Ontology annotation, cellular component: midbody; contractile ring. NCBI's taxonomy places the organism in Eukaryota, Metazoa, Chordata, Mammalia, Carnivora, Mustelidae. The transcript is spliced from 3 exons. Gene Ontology annotation, biological process: actomyosin structure organization; oxidative demethylation; protein demethylation.
GCGGCCCCCGCGGCUCCGCGCCUGCGCCCUGGUCGCCAAGAAGCGACGAUGGCGGCUGCGGCGGUGGCUGCCCCAGAAGUCCUCCGGGAAUGCGGCUGCAAGGGCAUCCGGACCUGUCUGAUCUGCGAGAGGCAGCGCGGAGGUGACCCGCCCUGGCAACACCCCCCGCAGAAAACGCACCGUUUCAUUUACUACUCUGACACUGGCUGGGCCGUGGGGGCCGAGGAGUCUGACUUUGAAGGCUGGGCCUUCCCCUUCCCCGGUGUGACGCUGAUAGAGGAUUUUGUGACCCGGGAGGAGGAAGCCGAGAUGGUGCAGCUGAUGGACCGGGAGCCUUGGAAGCUCUCCCAGUCUGGACGGAGGAAGCAGGACUAUGGCCCCAAAGUCAACUUCCGGAAACAGAAGCUCAAGACCGCCGGCUUCAGAGGCCUCCCCAGCUUCAGCCGGGACGUGGUGCGGAGGAUGGGCCUGUACCCCAUCCUGGAGGACUUCCAGCCCGUGGAGCAGUGUAACCUGGACUACUGCCCCGAGCGGGGCUCGGCCAUCGACCCCCACCUGGAUGACGCCUGGCUGUGGGGGGAGCGGCUGGUGAGCCUCAACCUCCUGUCCUCGACUGUGCUGUCCAUGUCCCGGGAGGCGCCCGGCAGCCUGCUGCUCUGUCUGGCCCCUUCUGGCUUCCCGGAGGCCUUGGUGGAAGGGGUGAUGGCCCCCAGCAGGUCCGUCCUGUGCCAGGAGGUGGAGGUGGCCGUCCCCUUACCCCGCCGCUCCCUGCUCGUGCUCACGGGCGCCGCGCGGCACCAGUGGAAGCACGCCAUCCACCGCAGACACAUCGAGGCCCGCCGCGUCUGCGCCACCUUCAGGGAGCUGUCGGCCGAGUUCCGUCCUGGCGGGCGGCAGCAAGAACUGGGGCAGGAACUCCUGCAGAUCUCGCUCUCCUUUCAAGGGAGACCUAUGUGAGCCACCUCCCUGGGGACAGGAGCUGGGGCCGGGCCUGGCCAGGGUGCCGGCUCCGGGCUUGACUGUCUGCCAGGAUUUGAGGCCGGGAAGCCCGGCACGGGGGGCUUUCUCCCCAGCUUAGUAGCUUUUAAGAGAAGACUGCUCAGCAUCCUGACACGACGACGGUGUGCGCCCUGCCUGGGAGCCGGAUGGGAUGGAACCGGGCCUUGGGUCAGUCCUGUCUGACCUAUCCCAUGGCCGCCUGUGUGGCUGGCUUGUCACAGUUGGAGGGCAGUGGGGUCAUUUGAGCUUAAACACGUUGGUACCACCUAAAAACGUUUUCUCCUUUAUCCCUCUCUCAAUGAAGUUCCCUGAUAACCCCA